Mizuhopecten yessoensis (Yesso scallop) is the source of this 2239-nucleotide messenger RNA. RefSeq names its product prostaglandin reductase 1-like. The record is from RefSeq and is a predicted model, not a curated record. Gene Ontology annotation, molecular function: 2-alkenal reductase [NAD(P)H] activity; 15-oxoprostaglandin 13-reductase [NAD(P)+] activity. Bases 623 to 1681 code for a protein of 352 amino acids. Gene Ontology annotation, cellular component: cytoplasm. The transcript is spliced from 9 exons. Gene Ontology annotation, biological process: prostaglandin metabolic process. NCBI's taxonomy places the organism in Eukaryota, Metazoa, Mollusca, Bivalvia, Pectinida, Pectinidae.
UAGAAUAGCUGGCACUGUAUGGUUUCCUGGUGACUGAGGUAACACCAGCAUAGCUGGCUCUGUCUUUUUUCUAGAUGAAUAGGAUGACACUCACAUAGCUGGCUCUGUCUUUUUUCUAGAUAAAUAGGGUGACACUGUCACAUAGCUGGCACUGUCUGGUUUCCUGGUGACUGAGGUAAAACUAGAAUAGCUGGCACUGUCUUUUUCCUGAUAACUGGGGUGACACUGUAGAAUAGCUGGCACUGUCUGGUUUCCUGAUGACUGGGGUGACACUGUAGAAUAGCUGGCACUGUAUGGUUUCCUGAUGACUGGGGUAACACUAGCAUAGCUGGCACUGGUUUUUUCUAGAUGAAUAGGAUGACACUGUCACAUAGCUGGCACUGUCUUUUUUUCCUGAUUACUUGGGUGACACUCUAGCAUAGCUGGCACUGUCUUUUUUUCUGGUGACUUGCCCCCCACCCCUGUGUCCAGUACCUGUGGCAAUAUAUAAGACCUCCAGAGCAUUUGUUUUUCCCAUUUCCCCCUUUAUAUAAACAUCCUGUAUGACCCCAUUGUAAACGGUCCGUUCAAAGUUAAAAAUAAGAUAAAAAACGAAAUUCAGUAACGUAUCCUUCAUGCCUCAAUGAAUUCCUUCGGUAUAAAUUACCCCUUUUGGAGGGAAAUACCAGUUCAGCCAUACUGCAGGGUUAACAAAAUGGUAACGGCUAAGAAGUGGGUGUUGGUGAAACAGUUUGUGGGAAAACCAAAGGAGAGUGACUUUUCCCUGGAAGAAGAAACGAUCCCAGACGAGGUCAACGAUGGAGGGGUGCUGUGCGAGGCGUUAUACCUAUCUGUGGAUCCCUAUAUUAGGUUCUUGAGCAAUGUGAUGAUGAAACCAGGAGAUACACUUGUGGGGGAACAGAUCGCCAGAGUUAUCGCCAGUAAGAACCCAAAGUACGCUGUCGGUGAGGUCAUACGCCUGUCAUCCGGCUGGCGGUCACACACCCUCGUCACAGACGUGACACAGAUUGACACCAUGCCUGAACUAGGUGAUCUCCCCUUAUCAUUCGCCCUGGGGGCUGCAGGGGUGACCGGACUGACGGCGCUGUUCGGUCUGGAGGACAAGCUGAAGCCGAUGGAAGGGGAGACGGUGCUCGUGAACUCGGCUGCCGGAGCCGUGGGAAGUGUGGUCGGACAGUUAGCAAAAAUGAAAGGGUGUACUGUGAUCGGGUUCGCUGGGACAGACGAUAAAGUCCGAUGGCUGACGGAGCUUGGAUUCGACCAUGCCUUCAAUUACAAAAAGGUCGACAUUGACGAGGCCCUCUCCAUGGCAGCACCCAGUGGUGUCAACUGUUACUUUGACAAUGUCGGAGGAUGUUUAAGUACCCAGAUGCUCCAGCACAUGCACAGGAAUGCACGUGUGCUAAUUGCCGGCAGUAUUGCAACCUACAACGAUAUUGGGAAAUCUACAGGUCCUUAUCUGUUUGAAGAUAUCCUCAAAAAGUGUAUGAGUGUAACCGGCUUUUCUAUCUACGACACGUAUCCAAAAUGGCGAGAUGGAGAGGCUCAGUUGGCCAGCUGGAUACAACAGGGGAAACUCCAGCAUCGGGAGACAGUCACGGAGGGGUUCGAAUUUAUGCCCCAGGCUUUUAUGGGAUUGUUUGAGGGAAUUUGCACUGGAAAGGCCCUCGUUAAAGCAUAACAAUAAUAAACAGUUUAAUCGUUAUUUAAAUCGCUAAGAAAACAACACGUUUUCCUGAUAAACUUUGUUGUAUAAGCUCAAACAGAAUCUGUGGUUUCUUCCACAGAGACAAUUGUUAAAACUCAAAUAAGAACAAAGAUAAACAGCCUAUUCUUGUACAAGUCAAACAUUUGCUAGACGUUUUUGAUAAAAUAUAAAUAGUUCUCGUAUAAAAGAUUAUAUCAAAUACUGGUAUCAUUGCCCCAGUUUCUCUGGGUUUCAUUAAGUGAUGUCAUUGUCAACCUAUCUGCUGAAAGUACAGGAGAUACUUACUGAUAUUUAGGAGCAGGUUUUACCCAAUCGCCACCCAAUUUAAAAAAAAAAUAGACUUGUUUUUCCACUCCUAAACGAUACACCCCGAUACUGGUAUUAGAUUCUAUCGUAGAGGAGCGGAGUUACAUGUCUUAUUUCAAUUAGAUUGGUCUCCACCAGAAGGGUGAAUUGUUAAAAUACUUGUAAAUGUGAAAAUAUCAGGACAACUUUUCAUUUGACAAAUAAAUGAUAUCGAAUCAUAAAAAA